This is a messenger RNA of Monomorium pharaonis (pharaoh ant), 2443 nucleotides long. RefSeq names its product retinol-binding protein pinta. Gene Ontology annotation, molecular function: phosphatidylinositol bisphosphate binding. Bases 1040 to 1927 code for a protein of 295 amino acids. The record is from RefSeq and is a predicted model, not a curated record. The transcript is spliced from 7 exons. NCBI's taxonomy places the organism in Eukaryota, Metazoa, Arthropoda, Insecta, Hymenoptera, Formicidae. Gene Ontology annotation, cellular component: membrane.
ACGCAGAAGUACAUUUGAACGAGACCGACGGAGUUAGAGAGAAUGCCAUCACGGAAAUCAAACGCUGGAUCGAAGAGUGCGAUGAACUGUGCAUACAAAUCGAAUAUUGGAAGAAUCUAGCCGAGGAAAAUCGCGACUGGUUUAUAAAUGAGGAAAACGACAAAUUUAUUCCAAAAUAGUAGAGUGAGAAUCAACAGAAAAAGAUUGAUUAUAGUAUGUUAGGUUUAUUAUAAGUAUAUCGUUUUUAUAUAAAAUAGAUAGAUAGAAUAUACUGAUUAUUUGUUUUAUAUUACACUUUAAUUGUUUGAUCCUAUGUUCAAAGAAAUCUGAAACUCAUAGAUUAGUUUUAUUUUAUCACCUUAUUGAUAAAAAAUUAUUUAGAUUAACGCCACAGACAAUUUUUAGGAAUGCUACACUAGUGCAACACUGGUGUUCUGCGUUAUGAUUCUUUAACAUAAAAAUGUAAAAUAACUUCUACAAUGAUUUUUUUACCUUUAUUUAACCUUUUAUAAAAAAAACUCUAUAGCAAUUUUUAAGAAUAAUUAAUUUGCUCGAUUUUUUUACAUUUCUUUAAAAAAUCUUGCAACUCUCACAAUCUCGAUUCUUAGUGUCAAUUACAAAAGGAACUCAGAAUUGAUGAUAUACAAAAGAACUUUUUUUGAACUCUUAAGAAUCCUUUUGAUGCAGAAAUGGGUUAGAAAAAGACUUCAUUUCAAAAAGAAUUCUUUUCGAAUUCGUUGUACUAUCUGGGAAGAUACUAUAUUCGUGAUAUAACAGGUAUACCAGAAGACAUUCACCAAGUUUAUCAAACCUGACCCGUCUACUGCAGAUGGCGUGAUAUCCGGUUACUGCAACCAGUGCUAUCACGGAAACUGAUUACAGAGUACGUAGAUUCCAAAGUGCACGUGCUACAUUGUCUGCCGAUCGUAUUAUUGUUGAUUGUACGUCGCGCGUCUCGUUCGCGCGUUUUCGCGAAGACUUGAGUCUUUUCUCGGUAAGAAAGUUUCACAUUCGUUUCGUCGCAUUCACUAUCAUAGCAAUGGCAGGCAGCUGCGAUGACAGUAUCGUGCAUUACACUCGACAAGAGCUGAUCAGUGAGGAUAAGAAAUAUGCAGCGGCACAUUUGAACGAGACUGACGAGACUAGAGUAAAUGCUAUAGCGGAGAUUAGACGCUGGAUCGAAGAAAACGACGAUUUGCCUUCACAAAUUGAUAACUUUUUUAUCUUGCGAUUUUUGAGAGUCUGCAAAUUUGAUCUCGGAAAAACUAAGGCCAGGAUGCAAAAUUAUUAUAAGCAGCGAUCUGACUUAUCAAAAUGGUACAUGAAUAAAGAUCCAUUUCAACCGGAACUGCAGGAAUUCUUUAAUCUAGGAUCGAUCUUGUCCUUGCGAAAGCCGGACAGUCAAGGAAGAUUGGUUAUUAUCGUGCGCGCUACUCGACAUGAUCCAAGAAGACACGAAUUAUCCAAUUUAAUUAAGGUCGCUCUUGCAGUAAUAGAAGUGGCUAUAAAACAUUAUCCCGCAGCAUCUGUGUAUGGUUGCGCAUUGUUCAUUGAUGUAGCCAAUCCAACUAUACGCCAUGUUGGGCAACUGCGACCUUAUAUAAUAAAGAAUAUUGUCCACGCGUGGCAGGGCUGUUAUCCCAUCAGGAUACAGUCAAUUAGUAUGAUCAAUGCGCCAGAAUAUGUUGAAAUUGUUCUGAAAAUUUUCAGAUCUUUUAUGACUGAAAAAAUGCGGAACAGACUGCACGUUUACACACAGAAUAUGAUGCACAAUUGUUUCAAAGAUAUUCCAGAUAACAUCUUGCCCGUCGAAUAUGGUGGCACUAACGGCACACUUCAGGAAUUAAUAGGGUAUUGGAAGAAAUUGGUCGAGGAGAAUCGCGACUGGAUUACGGAGAAUGAGAAUGAUCGAACUGUUUCAAAGUAAUAAAUACAAAAUUGCCAAAAAAUAUUUAAUACAAACGUCGACUAUGAUUAAUAAGAUAUUAUAGUAAGGUAUUAUAGUAAAGAUAUUAUACAAUUUUUUGCAAAAAUUUAAAUAUGAUUUAAUUUUUGCCAAUUAUACUUUAUCAUUUUUAAUGCGUCCAUUUUAGUAUUAGAUAUGUAUUCAGUAUUAUGAAAGACUUUUAUGUAAUUUUUUGCAAAAAUUUAAACUUUUUUUAGUUAAAAAUCUACCAAAUUAAAUAUUAAAGCUCUUACACCAGGUGUUAUGGUUUAUAUAUAAAUUUGUGUAAAUUGUGUAUUGAAAGAAAGUGAGUAAAAUUGCAAAAAUCGACAAAAAAUAAUUUCUGAACAUUAAAUUUGAUAGUAAUAAAUCGUGAUCAAAAUUAAGUUAUAGACCACAUGAAAUAAUUAGGGUGAGAAACGAGAAAUGAACAGUUUAUAAUAUAAUGUAUCGCUGUUACGAUAUGCUAUAUGCUAUAUAUAAAAAAAUAUGUACAUA